AAAAGACGAAGCAGUCCCUGCUUGACCUUGUCCUAGGCAAAAGCCCUAAAAAUUCUAAAUGAACUUUCUAAAGGGUGAGACAAAGGUUUGCGGAAAUGAGCUGAGGUCACUUUCUCCCUGAAGUUCCCAACCUGUCAGGUGACCAGUACCCUGUGGUGAUGGAAAGGAGGGAGCCUGGAACAUCCCUUGACCGGUGCUCCCCUGGGGGGCGACACGGGGCCGUGUGCGGGGCGCUGGGCUGAGCCCCGUGUGCCACCAGGGCUGCCCACCCACACAGAUGGGGCCCCACAGGCACCUCUCCUCCCCGGGAAAGGUCACACAGCCCUGAGACUGGGCAGAGUGCAAAUCAAAGCCCCUCAGAAUUAAGAAGUUUCCCCCAUUGAGUGGAAUUUCACAGCCCAGUGGCCAAUUUCUAAGUCAUGCACGUUAAUGGACAGCUAAUGAGGGACCCAGGCGGGGCAGGGCUGUGCCCCGGGCGCCCAGAGCCGAGAUUAAGGAGUACAAAGCCAGGCCGCUCUGAGGGCCCUUGAUCUCCUUUCUCACUGCCUGGGGUGGACGUGGGGGGAGAGAGCCAUGUGAAUUCCGGAGGGGUGCGCCCCAGCCCCUCACAUCCUGCCGUCUGCUCACCCAUUCAUUCCCUGCCUUACGUGUCCGCUCCCAUCCGGGCACCAUCAGGGCCCGGGCGGGUGCAGGAACCAGCGUGACACUGCUGGCUUUGAGAUGACACACACUCGGGGCUGAUUUCCGGACCUGGCCCUGGCCAGCGCUCACGUUUUGAGUCUCUUGCCCCACCCGCGGGAGCCCUGCGCUCUGUUGACCGCGGUGACAGCCCUCGGGAUUCAGAGUGAGGACGCGGGGAGCGCUUGCUGCAAGGCCUGGGUCACGGUGAGCACCGCUCACAUGGUUGCAGCAGAACUGCGGCCCGCGACGCCGUCCAGCUCCGGGCUCCCUUUCCCCUGGAGCCCGCGGACAGGCUGGCCACUCAGCAGAUGGAGCAGAGCCCGCAAAGUAUAAACGGAGCCGCUGCAGGGAGGUGGCACCGUCAGGGGCUUGAGACCACACGAGCAAAGCCUUUGGUGCUGAUCUCGACGGAGAAGGACUGAUUGAUUGGGGGAGGCGUUGAACAUGUUUAACUUACAGCAGCAGUUCUCAGGAAGGGGCCCCGGACCCCCUGAGUCAGAAACGCUGGUGAUGGAUCCCACACUCGGUGUUUUAACAUGCUCUCGGGGGGGUUUGAGCUGGGCGCCAGGAAUAAACAGGUUCACCUCUGAAUUCAAGAUCCGACCUUCACGGGGCUGUGUUUUCCGGGUUGGAACUGUUUCCAGUAUUCUGCCGUCCUAGCGGACUGUAUCGGGUCGGAGAGGUAGUCUCUACUCAAAGUGUGGUCCAGGGACCGGCAGCACCCACCUCCGCAGAGCUCGCGAGAAACGUGGAGUCUCGGCUCCACCCCAGGUGGGACGAAUCAGCACCUGCCUGUUAACAAGACCCCAGAUGAUUCCCGUGCUCGUCUGCCCGGGGCGCCUCUCCAGAGCCUUUGCAUGCGUUCGGGGACGUGACCCCAGCACGUGCUCUCUAGGGCUCCCAUAAUUCAUGACGCAUUUGCCCACCCCGGUGGAGCUAGAGCCUUCCUCCCACCCCUCUGGGUCCUCUGAAGUGAGCCCGAGUCCCCGUCCCUGAUGGCCCAGGACUGUCUGUCGCCUUGAAGAUUGGACUUGGUGCCAUGGAGGGACAGACCCCAGGAGACAGAGGCCUUUUGGAAAAGCCGGUCCCCACGGCCGCCCGCCGCAGUCUGUCCUCACUGGGCGCUGUCUUCAUUCUCCUGAAGUCCGCGCUGGGCGCCGGCCUGCUCAGCUUCCCGUGGGCCUUCCACAAGGCGGGUGGGGUGGCCCCCGCUUUCCUAGUGGAGCUGGUCUCCUUGGUCUUCCUGAUCAGUGGGCUGGUCAUCCUGGGCUAUGCCGCCUCCGUCAGUGGCCAGGCCACCUACCAGGGCGUGGUCGGAGGGCUGUGUGGCCCCACCAUCAGGAAGCUGUGUGAGGCCUGCUUCGUCAUCAACCUGCUCAUGAUCUCCGUGGCCUUCCUCAGGGUGAUCGGGGACCAGCUGGAGAAGUUGUGUGACCUGCUGUUGCCCAGCGCCCCGCCAGCCCCGCAGCCCUGGUACACCAACCAGCGCUUCACCCUGACGCUGCUCUCCAUGCUGGCCAUCCUGCCCCUGUCCGCCCCACGUGAGAUCGGCUUCCAGAAAUACACAAGCAUCUUAGGCACCCUGGCCGCCUGCUACCUAGCCCUGGUCAUCGUGGCACAGUACUACCUCGGGCCCCAAGACCUCGCUCGUGAGCCCCGCCUGGCGUCGAGUCCUUUCUCCUGGGCCUCCGUAUUUAGUGUCUUUCCCACCAUCUGCUUCGGAUUUCAGUGUCACGAAGCUGCCGUGUCCAUCUACUGCAGUAUGCGCCACCAGAGCCUCGGGCACUGGGCCCUCGUCUCCGUGCUGUCCUUGCUGGCCUGCUGCCUUGUCUACUCGCUGACAGGCGUGUACGGCUUCCUGAGUUUUGGGACAGACGUUUCUGCUGACAUCCUGAUGUCCUACCCAGGCAACGAUGGGGUCAUUAUCGUUGCCCGGGUCCUCUUCACUGUGUCCAUCGUGACUGCCUACCCCGUCGUGCUCUUCCUGGGGAGGUCAGUGAUGCAGGAUUUCUGGAGGAGGGGCUGCUGCUGGGCGUGUGGGCCCCAGCCCCUGGCCGAGCCCUCGGGGCCAUGGGUCCGGAUGUCGCUGACCGUCCUGUGGGUCACCGUGACGCUCGCCAUGGCCCUGUUCCUGCCCGACCUCAGCGAGAUCAUCGGCAUCAUCGGUGGCGUCAGCUCCUUCUUCAUCUUCAUCUUCCCAGGUCUGUGCCUCAUUUGUGCCAUCAGUGUGGAGCCCGUCAGACCCCGAGUUAAGUGCUUCCUGGAGGCCUGGGGGGUGGUCUCCGUGCUCGUCGGCACCUUCAUCUUCGGGCAGAGCACGGUGGCGGCUGUCAUGGAGCUGCUCUGAGGGGCGGCCCGCGGCCGAGCGGGAUGGGGUCUCCACGGCUGCCCUGGUCCGGCUGCCUGCAUCCAGCCGUGAGACCGAUGUUAUUUCAUCAUAAAGAUGCUGGAGAAACGGAUACGUUCUGCCUUCCCAGGCUGCUCAUUUGGGCUUCUUCUGGUUCCCAGGGUUUCUGGUGCAGUG
Molecule: messenger RNA, 3205 nt
Organism: Delphinapterus leucas (beluga whale)
Lineage: Eukaryota; Metazoa; Chordata; Mammalia; Artiodactyla; Monodontidae
Gene: SLC38A8
Product: solute carrier family 38 member 8
Biological process (GO): amino acid transmembrane transport
Cellular component (GO): membrane
Molecular function (GO): L-amino acid transmembrane transporter activity
Source: RefSeq, a predicted model, not a curated record